Anoplophora glabripennis (Asian longhorned beetle) is the source of this 455-nucleotide messenger RNA. Its product is annotated as glycine-rich cell wall structural protein-like. Bases 31 to 384 code for a protein of 117 amino acids. The transcript has 3 exons. The record is from RefSeq and is a predicted model, not a curated record. NCBI's taxonomy places the organism in Eukaryota, Metazoa, Arthropoda, Insecta, Coleoptera, Cerambycidae.
UGGUUGUGGUAUCUGGAAGAAACCGAGAAAAUGAACAUUUUUGCUUUGGUGGUGCUAGUAUUCCUAGCCGUAUUCGCAUCAGCAGCUUCUGGUGGUAUAUUUGGAGGUCAUGGAGGCGGACUUGUCGUAUCUGGACCUUCUGGGGUUGUAACUGAGCAUGGAGCAAUUGGUCCUUCGGGGCUAGGAGGUCUUGGAUAUGGGGGAUAUCCUGGAUUUGGAGGUUUUGGUGGUUACGGGGGAUUUGGUGGUUACGGAGGAUUUGGUGGCUAUGGAGGACACGGUGUAGUUGUAAGAGGCCCAUCCACUGUCCCAGCAACCAUCAUUGGCCCCGCUGGUAAAAUUGUAGCUGACGGCCUUUACGGUGGGCAUGGGCAUGGUUGGUAGUUCAAGAAAUCUACAGAAAACGUUCUAUGUAAUACAAGUAAACUUUUUUAUUGUAAUUUGUAAAAUGGCAA